AUGGGCAUAGACACGUUUGGCACGGGAAAACUCAGUUCAAAAGUUCCUACGUCGUUGGGUUUAAGAGGACACUUUUGGGCUUUUCCAACAAGAUUGUCACAUCCAUUGAUGUUUAAAUUUUUAUAUUCAACCCAAAAUCUCAAUAAUUUAAAUCUAGCCACUGGUUUUAAUGUUGAAGUCCCACUGAGCGUUAACGUUGUAUCCGGUGUAAAUUGGACACGGAAAAUAAUCACAGUUCUCGAUGUACAAAUUUUCUGGUUCCGGUGCACCUUCACAGAUAAUAAAGUAAUUAUCCUGCUUGAACACCUGGACGUUCUUAUCAAGUUAAAGAUAAUCUUAAGUAAAUUAACUACUCAUUUUUCCAAGAGGGCAUUUUUACAAAUUUUUCGAUCAACCAAUCUCGUAUCUCCGUAG
Messenger RNA from Cotesia congregata, 414 nucleotides. NCBI's taxonomy places the organism in Eukaryota, Metazoa, Arthropoda, Insecta, Hymenoptera, Braconidae. The record is from the annotation of a GenBank genome assembly.